AUGGAGCAGCUUUUGCAGUUGUCAUGACGACGUGCUUCUAGCACUUUCUGGCACUGCACGUUGUGCUAGACCGUCGUAAACAACAAGAACCAUGCCGGCGUCAGAUGUUGAAAAGUUUGAUGGAAUAUUGCUUGGCUUGGCCCAACAACACGAAGGGGGAGUACAAGAGUUACUGGACACAAUUUUCAGCUUCCUAGCCAGGAAAACCGACUUCUAUAGUGGUGGUACACCAGGGGCAGCAAAAAAGAUGAUCCUGGAGAAGUUCUCACAGUACGAGCAGGUUGCUGCCGCGGAGAAAGCCGAGAAAGAGAAGAAAUCUCGAGAAGCAGAGGAACGGCGCCGGGCACGUGUAGCGGCCAAGCAAAAGGAGGAGUGCAAGGUGCAGGAGCUCACAGAUGAACAGGCGGAGGCAUUAGAGAAGGAAAUCAAAAGGGAAAACGAAGAAAAGGCAAGGAAAGAUGCAAAGAAAGAUAGUCAACAGAAUGAGGAAGAGGAGGAAGAAGAAGAGGACGAGCGGAACAAGGGAAAGCUGAAGCCCAACUCGGGCAACGGCUGCGACCUGGAAAAUUACCGCUGGACGCAGACACUGUCCGAAAUUGAACUUCGUGUGCCAGUUCCUAAUAACCUGAGGAUAAAAGCAAGAGAUGUUAUAGUGGACUUUGAAAAAACGCACCUCAAAGUUGGUUUGAAGGGCUUUGACCCAGUUAUAAAUGGAGACCUCUAUAAUGACAUUAAAGUUGAGGAAUGCUGCUGGAUCUUGGAGGACACUAAGACCAUUUUAGUCACUUUGGAAAAGAUCAACAAGAUGGAGUGGUGGAGCAGAUUAUUGUUAACGGAUCCAGAAAUCAACACACAGAAAGUGAAUCCUGAACCUUCUAAGCUUUCUGACCUAGAUGGUGAAACUCGUGGCAUGGUUGAAAAGAUGAUGUACGACCAGCGGCAACGCGAAAUGGGUCUUCCAACCUCAGAGGAGCAGAAGAAGCAGGACAUGCUCAAAAUGUUUAUGGAACAGCAUCCAGAAAUGGACUUUUCCAAAUGUAAAUUUUCAUAGUGUAUGUAUUUUAAACAUAAAAGAUUUCAUUUAUAAAA
This is a messenger RNA of Ornithodoros turicata, 1089 nucleotides long. It is a transcript of the gene nudC, whose product is annotated as nuclear migration protein nudC-like. Gene Ontology annotation, cellular component: cytoplasm. The record is from RefSeq and is a predicted model, not a curated record. NCBI's taxonomy places the organism in Eukaryota, Metazoa, Arthropoda, Arachnida, Ixodida, Argasidae. Bases 92 to 1051 code for a protein of 319 amino acids. The transcript is spliced from 10 exons. Gene Ontology annotation, biological process: protein folding.